Molecule: messenger RNA, 2160 nt
Organism: Chlamydomonas reinhardtii
Lineage: Eukaryota; Viridiplantae; Chlorophyta; Chlorophyceae; Chlamydomonadales; Chlamydomonadaceae
Exons: 8
Coding region: 666-1535 (289 amino acids)
Source: RefSeq, a predicted model, not a curated record
GAUGUGAACAGCUCGGCCAUUGGAUUUCGCAGCAGUUAUUUGGUAAUGUGCGUGCACAUUAUGACCGGCAAUGUCUCCCAGCAAUGACCAUGAAUCAAGCCUCGCUCGAUACCGCGCUCGCUGGACAGAAUGUCCAACAGGCAUCUGAUGACGGGUGCAGCGGGCUGCACCAUGACUUCUCGAGUUCCGGCGGUAAUGUCCGCGGCCGACGCAGCAGCGCCUGGGCGAAACUGCACAUCCCCUAAAAAGCCUACUGCAUAUUCAAGACUUGGGGUGAUUGCAAUACCGGAUGGGGGCGAAACCAUUCUGCGGCGUUGUGAAUGGCUGGCCAACGCAGGCGUUGAGCAGCAGCAUGGGGAUUCAGCCCGCGGUGCCGUACGACUCAUGAGGUAUUUAGCAGCAGGCGCCCGCGCCAAGAAAUUACACCGCGCCAAUCACAGUAGGUGAGUCCACUGUAUCAGCGAGCUAGCUCGCAAGCGCGGAGUGCACUGCGCGCAGCAGUAGUCCUACCUUACCGAGCCAUCUACCUACCUACCUGGUCUCUGGCAAUUCCCCUUUCACCCAGGCACCAAAGUAGAAGCGAGCCACGAAAUCGGAAACAGGCGCUGUAUGCAGGGCUUCCAUAGCAGCAGCCGCAAUAUUUAAUAAUGUCGUCUCCAUCGCUAAUGGCAAGGGCACCCCGUUGCGGGCCCGUCAUAGCGAGCCUGCUUAUCUUCUGGGCCUUCACUAUCACGCCAAGUGUGUCAGCGGGGCGCUCGCUGUUCGCGGCAGGUGGCCAGCAGGCUGCUGCGCCGUCGGCAUGCGCGCAGCUGCAGGGUGGAAGCGACCCGUGCUUCCCUGGCAAGUGCCAAGGGAAAUCUAGCAGCGAAUUCAGCUGCACGUGCCCGUCUGGCUACAAGUUGGCUGCGAGCAACAAGAAGUGUGACGCGGACCCUUGCGCCUCCGUUGAUUGGGAGUCGGUCGACGCCUGCGUCUUCGCAAACGCCCAGCUCUCGGUGACCUGCAAGUCCGGCUUCAACUCCUAUAACUCCAACAGCAAGAAGUGCCGUGGGUUGCAUGAGUACGACACCAACAGAAAGAGCUGGAUGGUGGCGGCUUCAUCACCCCCUCCGCCUCCGCCUCCCCCAUCCUUCAUACUUUCGUUCCGUGCGGCCGGUAGCAGUACCCUUUGCAUGACUGCGAACUCGACCGGCGGAAAUAUGUACUCUGCUACGUGUUCCACGGCUCUGUCAGCCUGGCAGAAUUUCAUGGUCGAGGACACGAACACCCCAAACCAGUAUGUGAUCAAGCUGGCUGCGAAUCCGACCAUGUUGCUGAACUACAGCGGCUCGCUUAGCAACAACACCGCCAAGGCGGCCAUUUCCAGCGACGUUGCUUCGAUAAGGACCUGGACUGUGAGCAGCAGGACUCCGGGGACAAUCACGUCAAUCGGCCUGGCGGGCACGGACCGAUGCAUUGCUUACCCUACGUUCUCAGUUGGGACCUGCUACCUCUUAUUGUCACAGAGGACGUACGCUUAUGCUGCAGUUGUGUGAUGAGUUCAUCAUCGAUCAUCAUCCAUCCAAAGGGCCCACAUCAUGCAAUUGGUGCACGAGCCUUGCCUGCAGUAUUCAUUAUGCGAAGCUUAAAGGAAACGAUGCAAUCGAUGUGAUUGAUAAUGCCAGCUAGCUGCGGCGAGCGUGUGUGUCCAGUGUGUCCGUAUGUGCGGCGCGCACAUGCAUGAGCGCUUGUCUGUCGACGUGCAUGGGCGCUAGGCUGAUGUAUGCCUUAGUGGGCAGCAGCAGCCUAUCCAGGGUAUCAGCACGCGCGCAAACAAGCACGCGUGCGUGUUGCGCUCUGUGGUGCUUUCGGUCUCAGUGCACGUCACUGCAACUGCAUGGGGCACUAAAAGGACUCCGAUAAUUUAUUGAGAGACAGUAACCGUACGAAGCGAGGUGGACGGACGCGAGGUGUGUGUUUCAGACGACUCUCCUGACCUGCUGCUGUUGGCAUAUGCAUGGCAGGCAAGCCGGUCGCAACCUGUAUUAAUGGGGCGUGCAUUCAUAGAUGAAUUGGCUCGGUUCAAGGAGUGAUAUCGACUCACGCAGCUGCUGUGUUUUCAUUCAUGACUUGGCACGCCCAGGGCAACUAAUUAAAAGGUUUCUGUAACCCCUAUAUAUG